AUGCACACCGUCUUUCGCAUUGGUGACGUGCGAAAAAUUGACAACAAUCGAGCACUUUAUCAAGUCGAUCUUCAACUUACGUCAGAUGAUGAUCCACAACUUCGAGAAUUAACUGACUUUAUACGAAAAGAGGUCAGCGGCACCGGAUGGCGCCGAAUGGGUAAAUUGUUACUCAAAAUAGGUCAAUUCGACAAGGCCGAAGAACUAUAUAUGGCACUACUAGAACAGGCAUCGGAUGAUAGUGAUACAGCACAUGUUAAUCAUCAACUCGGGUUCUUGAAAAACGAUCAAGGACAAUAUGAAGAAGCAGUUGCAUUUUACGAACAAUCUCUGAAAAUCUACCGAAAAACUCUUCCGAAAGAUGAUCCUUCAUUGGCUCCUACGUACAAUAAUAUUGCUCUAGUGUACAACGACAUGGGUGACUACUCGAAAGCACUUGAAUUUUACGAAAAAUCACAUAAAAUCGUCGAAAAAGCUCUGCCUUCGAAUUAUCCAGAUUUGGCUACUUCAUACAGCAACAUAGGUCAAGUGUAUAAUAACAUGGGUGACUACUCGAAAGCACUUGAAUUUUACGAAAAAACACUUAAAAUCGACGAGAAAACUCUGCCUUCGAAUCAUCCAGAUUUGGCUACUUCAUACAGCAACAUAGGUCAAGUGUAUAAU
This is a messenger RNA of Rotaria sp. Silwood1, 663 nucleotides long. NCBI's taxonomy places the organism in Eukaryota, Metazoa, Rotifera, Eurotatoria, Philodinida, Philodinidae. The record is from the annotation of a GenBank genome assembly.